Messenger RNA from Megalobrama amblycephala (Wuchang bream), 4058 nucleotides. Its product is annotated as tyrosine-protein kinase JAK1-like. Gene Ontology annotation, biological process: cytokine-mediated signaling pathway; intracellular signal transduction; cell surface receptor signaling pathway via JAK-STAT. The record is from RefSeq and is a predicted model, not a curated record. Bases 216 to 3587 code for a protein of 1123 amino acids. Gene Ontology annotation, molecular function: cytokine receptor binding; non-membrane spanning protein tyrosine kinase activity; ATP binding. Gene Ontology annotation, cellular component: membrane; cytoskeleton; cytosol. NCBI's taxonomy places the organism in Eukaryota, Metazoa, Chordata, Actinopteri, Cypriniformes, Xenocyprididae. The transcript is spliced from 24 exons.
CUAUUGAAUUUAGGGUUAAAUAAAAUUGACGUCAAGUGAGGGAAACGUCAAGCAGCCAAUCAGGAUCAGCUUGAGUGUCACGUAGUUUAUCAGAAACUCCUCAUCAGUUUCUUCGGAAGCCAAUCUCGCUCUGAAUCAGAUGAUCUUUCGCAUUGAACGGAAAUUGUUGGAAUGGAAAACGCCCAGCACUGUAUAGUGCUGAGAAGUAGUCAAUCAUGGCCUCAGUGAUAUUACAAGGGCUCGAGAUCCAUUUUUACCUGCCAGAGACACACCAGAUUAUUCAUCUCUCGGGAACUUUCACAGCAGAGGAACUGUGUGUUGAAGCUGCCAAGAAGUUGGGUAUUUCUCCUCUGUGUAGCAGUUUGUUUGCCCUGUAUGAUGAAUUUAGCAGGGUCUGGUAUCCACCCAAUUACUCCUUCAAUAUUGAUGAGACGACAAGACUGAAGCUUUUCUAUCGCAUGAGGUUUUAUUUUACAAACUGGCAUGGGAACAGCAAGACUUCUCCUCCAGUGUGCAGACACUCUCUCAAACGAGGGACAGGGUCUACGGGCGCAGCUGUGCUGGAUGUAGCUUCACUAACCUACCUUUACGCACAGAGUCAGAGUGACUUUCAGAGCGGUCUAGCACCGCUGCGUUGUGCCCGUGAUGAGAGUGACAUCCAGCAGAUAGAAAAUGAGUGUUUGGGUAUGGCUGUGAUGGCCAUCUCCCAUGAUGCCAUUGAAAAAAAUCUUCCUGUCAGUGAAUUUGAUUACAAGAAUUACAUCCCCUGGGUCCUUCGCCAGGCCAUACGUCACAGGAACAUUCUCACACGUUUACGCAUCUCCAACGUCUUUAAAGUGUUCCUUGAGGAAUUCACCAGGAAUACUGUGCAAGGCAACAAGAUCAGCACACAUGACCUGAAGGUCAAGUAUAUGUCCACUUUAGAAACUCUAACGAAACACUUUGGCCAGGAGGUGUUUGAACCCUCUUCCCUUAUCAUACAUGAGAAUGAGCAAAUGCUCACAGACUCCAGCUGUGCUGCUGAUGUUGACUACAAGAUCCUGGUGUCUGGCACCUCUGGCAUUCACUGGUUUAAAGUCCCCUCUGCGACCUGUUCAGAUCUGUGUACCAACCAGGAGAGACAUGAAUCAAAGAGAGACAGUAAGAAACAAAAGAAGCCUAAGAGUAAAGAAGCAUCAUAUUAUCCAGGAGAGGAUAGAUGGACACACUUUUCAGACUUUAAUGAGAUAACGCACCUUGUCAUCAAAUUCUCCGUGGUUACCAUCCACAAACAGGACAAUAAAAGCAUGGAGCUGACAUUGGCAUCCCAUGAGGAGGCGCUGUCCUUUGCCAGUCUUAUAGAUGGAUAUUUUAGGCUCACAGUAGAUGCACAUCAUUUCCUUUGCAGGGAUGUGGCUCCUGUCUCAUUGGAAAUUAACCUACGAGAGGGCUGCCAUGGUCCAAUCAAUAAUGAAUAUGCCAGCCAUAAACUCAAGCAGGAAGGUUAUGAAGAGGGCAUGUACCUGCUGCGCUGGAGCACUCAUGACUACGAUCAAAUUUUCCUGACUGUCAUAUGCAAAGAGAGGGAUUGUCAUGGCGGCAUCACCAAAUCCUUCAAGAACUUCCAGAUUGAAGUGAGCGCACAGGGCUACCUCCUGACUGGGACAGAUAUUCUGAAACCCACUCUGAGAGAGCUUACGGACCACCUGUCUUGCCAGUAUCUCACAACAGACCACACCAGCUUAAAACUUGAGCGUGGCUGCCCACCCCAACCAAGAGAGCAAUCCAACCUCGUCUUGAUGACCAGAAAAGAUUCAGCAUCAUCACGCUCUUCCUAUAAUCAUCCUACAAUCUUCCAUAAGAUCCUCAGAGAGGAAAUUACCCAGGAGAAACACCUGGGUCAAGGCACUCACACAAACAUCUAUGCUGGGAAGCUGAAGUUGAGAAAUGAGGAUGAUGAGGGUUUUCCAGGCCAUGAGGUGGUGGAUGUGGUUCUGAAAAUUCUGGGAGCAGGACACAAUUACAUUUCUGCCUUCCUGGACACAGUCAGUGUAAUGCAAAAGAUAUCCCAUAAACACAUGGCUCUGAUGUAUGGCAUAUGCAUGCACAGCAUGGACAUCAUUAUGGUGGAGGAGUUUGUUCAGCACGGCCCUCUGGAUCUGUUCAUGAGAAACCAUCGCUCUGAUCUCACACCCUCCUGGAAGUUCCAGGUUGCGGAGCAGCUUUCCAGUGUCCUGAGUUAUUUGGAGGAUAAUAAGCUUGUCCACGGCUAUGUCUGCGCUAAAAACAUCCUGUUGAAGCUGGAUGGUCUGGAAGGACAGGGUGGUCCUUUCAUUAAACUGAGCGAUCCUGGAUUGUCCAUUUCUGUGCUCAGCCGAAGGGAGUGUAUUGAAAGGAUCCCCUGGAUCGCUCCAGAGUGUGUUAAUAACCCCAAAGCAUUAAGCGUUGCAGCAGACAAGUGGGGGUUUGGGACCACGCUGUGGGAGAUCUGCUACAAUGGCGAGGUGCCCCUGUCUGAAAAGAAACUCUCAGAGAAAGAGCGAUUCUACGAGGUGUGCGGUACUCUGGUCACUCCCAGCAUCAGUGAACUGGCUGAUCUGAUCUCCCAGUGCAUGAACUAUGACCCCCGGAAGAGACCGUUUUUCAGAGCCAUAGUGAGAGAGCUGGGCCGCAUCAAAGAGCAACGUGAGAAGGAACUUCCCAUUAUAUCAGGGGAAAUUCCUCCACAGGAGACUGAUCCUGCAGAUUUCAAGAGGAGAUUCCUCAAAAAAAUCAGAAAACUUGGAGAGGGUAACUUUGGGAUGGUGGAACUUUGUAUGUAUGAUCCUAAUGGAGAUCAGACUGGUGAGCUGGUGGCUGUCAAAUCUCUGAAAACAGAGAAUGAGAGCAGCAACCUGAGGAGAGAGAUCAACACCAUCAGAAACCUCUUCCAUGAGAAUAUCGUUAAAUACAAAGGCAUCUGCAAUGAAGAAGGAGGAAUGAACAUCAAGCUCAUUAUGGAGUAUUUGCCCGCUGGCAGUCUGAAAGAAUACCUGCCCCGUAACAAAUCCAACACUGAACAAAAGAGACUGCUGCUUUAUGCUCUUCAGAUAUGUCAGGGAAUGGAAUACCUGGGAUCUCAGAACUACAUCCACAGGGAUCUAGCAGCGAGGAACAUCUUAGUGGAGAAUGAAUCACUUGUGAAGAUCGGGGAUUUUGGUCUGACAAAGAGCAUCAAAGAAGAUAAGGAUUAUUACAAAGUGACAGAAGAACAGGACAGUCCUGUGUACUGGUAUGCUCCAGAGUGUCUGAUUAAUCGGAAGUUCUACAAGGCAUCUGAUGUUUGGUCAUUUGGGGUCACCCUCUAUGAAAUAAUGACCUACUGUGACCGUGAGAGCAGCCCUCCACAGGUUUUCCUGAAGAUGAUUGGUCGGUCUCAAGGGCAGAUGACUAUGGCCAGACUGGUAGAAGCUCUUGAGAAAGGCUGGAGGAUGCCACGCCCAGAUUCAUGCCCUGAAAUGGUGUACGCUCAGAUGGAUAAAUGCUGGAGUCAAGCCCCAGAAAACAGAGUGGACUUCAGCAGCCUGAUUGAAGAGUUUACGUUUCUCCUCUCUAGAGAAAGCAUCUAACUUCCUUUCAUCACAUCAGUUUCACCUACAGAAUUCAGAUUCAUUUUGUAUUUUUCUAUACCUUCUAUUAUGCAUUAACUAUUAUGCAUGUUACUUUCUCCAUAAAUCAUUGCUAGUUAAUCAGCUACCUCCAAAACACUCUGUUCAUACAGUGUAUUCUUAUUGGUUAACACAACAACCUACACAUAGCACUUAACCUAAAUUUAUUUUUGAAAGGUAAAAUGCAGAAGUGCCUUAAUAUCACAGGAGACAUAUUUGUUGUAUUUUACUGGAAUAUCUAAGACACAGACAGACAGAUAGGUAGAAUGGGGAGUGGAUGAAUACUGUCAUACUUGUCAUUUCAUUUUACUAUUUUUUUUUAAAUAAAGUGUUACUGGGUGUUAAAUGUGUCCUAUAGACAUUCAGUAUAUUGUACUGUAAAUCCAGUAAAAUAUGCUAAAAUAAAUAUAUCUAAAAUAUGAUGCUCUUAAA